Molecule: messenger RNA, 3688 nt
Organism: Dromaius novaehollandiae (emu)
Lineage: Eukaryota; Metazoa; Chordata; Aves; Casuariiformes; Dromaiidae
Gene: RAB25
Product: RAB25, member RAS oncogene family
Exons: 6
Coding region: 165-809 (214 amino acids)
Biological process (GO): exocytosis
Cellular component (GO): Golgi apparatus; recycling endosome
Molecular function (GO): GTPase activity; GTP binding
Source: RefSeq, a predicted model, not a curated record
UCCCCCGGGUGCCGGUCCCGGCGGAGACACCACCCGCCCGACCUGCGCCGCCGCGUCCCCACCGCGUCCCCACCGCGCCGGGCAGCUCGGCCGCUUCUCCCGCGCCCGCAGCGUCGCGGAGGGAAGGGGGAGCCCCGCCGCCGGGAAGGCGCCCGGCCGCCGAGAUGGGCGCCGCCGACGAGGAUUAUAACUUCGUCUUCAAGGUGGUCCUCAUCGGCGAGUCCGGCGUGGGCAAGACCAACCUGCUGUCGCGCUUCACCCGCAACGAGUUCAACCACGACAGCCGCACCACCAUCGGCGUGGAGUUCUCCACCCGCACGGUGCCCGUGGGCGCCGCCGCCGUGAAGGCGCAGAUCUGGGACACGGCCGGCCUCGAGCGCUACCGCGCCAUCACCGCCGCGUACUACCGGGGGGCCGUGGGCGCCUUGGUGGUCUUCGACAUCACCAAGCACCAGACGUACGAGGCGGUGGAGCGGUGGCUCAAGGAGCUCUACGACCACGCGGACGCCGGCGUCGUCGUCAUGCUGGUGGGCAACAAGACGGACCUGGCGCAAGCCCGGGAGGUGCCGGCGGAGGAGGCGAGGAUGUUCGCAGACAACAAGGGGCUGCUCUUCGUGGAGACCUCGGCGCUGGACUGCACCAACGUGGAGCGGGCCUUCGCGACCGUGCUGCAGGAGAUCUUCAGCAAGGUGCAGGCGCAGAAGCAGCGGAGCGGCCAGGCCGCCGCGGUGUCGCUGCCCGCCGCGAGCCCCGCCGUGAGCGCGGCCCCGGUGCCGCCGGCCGGGCGUCCCUGCUGCAUGGCCCUGUGACCCCCCAGGGCGCCCCAAUUCUGCCAUAAAGGGCCUUUAUUUUUGCGUAACGCCGGAGAGAUGGAAAUACCUGGAUGGAACAUGUGAUCGGUUUCCAAUAGUAACGAUCCCGACUACAGGUUUCCUAUGACGUGAAAAGAAAAGAAAGAAAAGACGAAAAGAGGGAAUGGACUGCACCUGCGGGGCGGCGCGGCGGGAUGGCGGGGCAGCCGGGACGCGGGGCCCGACGGCGCCCGGAGCAAGCGGAUGCACGCGGACUGGCGCGGCGCGGCGAGAGAAAACGCGGCGCUUCUCGAGCAAAACCCUUUUUUUUAAAUUAUUGUUAUUUUUUUCCCCCCUGCGGGAAAUCCCGCCGGCCGGAUCGCUGCUUCUCCGGGGGUUUCCCGGCUUCCUUCGCGCCCCGACCGCCCCGGCCUUUCGCGUUUGCUUUUAACCCAGGAGCAAAUCCUCAACCGCAAACCAGGAUCUGGCCCGAUUUCUUUUUUCCUUUCCUUUUUUUGGGCGGAUUUUGAACAGACGGCCUGCUGCGUUCCUAAAGGGAAAACAAAAAGUGCUGCUGGUUUCCCCGGCGAGCGGAGCGGCCCGCGACCGCGUCGCUCCGUCCCGGCUCCGGCGAGCCGAGGGGGUGGCCGGAGCGGAGAAAAACUCCUCCGGGAAACUCAUCCCGGGCCGGGAAACCAUCGACGCGGGCGAGCGGAGCGGGGAUAACGGCGGGAGCCGACGCCGCGAUUACGCUGAAUUUUUCCCCGGCCCAAGCGACGGCAAACGCGCCUUCGAGUCUGCAGCGUGCAAACCCCCCGAUAAAAGACAAAUUGCUCCCUAACAGCCUAGAAAGGCUUGUGGUUUUUCUCUUUUUUGGAAGAACCAGCCCAUCCCGGGUCUGCUCCUCCCGGCGCGACGCCGAGGGAAGCCGCAGAGGCAGGACGGGACCCGCUGCCGGCGUCCGAGUUCCUAUAAAGUGCAUCCACUCUCCAGCCCGGGGCGUCACCGCACAACCUCAACCACUGACUCUUCUUCAAGUAUCAAAACCAAAAAAAUGAGGUAAAACGAAAAGGAAAGAGCAAACGGUCGGCCCCUCCGCGGGAAGGGCCGGCGCGGGGCCCCGGCGGCCGCCAGCAUCCCGGGGAAGCCGUGGGCCGCGCUCGGAGCCGGCGCUGCGCCGGGGGGAAGCGUCCGCGCUGCCGGAUGCUCCGGGCUCCCGGGAGGCUCCGGGGCCGCGGUGCCGCGGAGGACGGGCGAGCGGAGACUUUCGCCCGCGUUUCACCGGCGGCUCCGACGGUUUGGGGCUGGCGCCGGCUUCCUUAGGGCAGCGUCCGGCGGGGCCGGCGUCCCGAAAGACGCCGCGGACGAGCCAGCCCCGUGGAUGAGACAGAACCCAAAAAACGGAAAAAACGGUUAAAAAAGGGAAUGAAACAACCCUAACGUGCUACGUCUGCUGUCCGGCUCCGAGCAGACAGGGCAGCAAGCCUAACCGUCCUCAGCCCCGCGCCACCGGCCCGGCCCGGCGCCCGCCCGCCUCCGGCUCCGGCAUCUCCGCCGGCAUCUCCCGUCCGUCGCCGGCACCGUCGGGGCGUUUGGGAACGGCGGCCGAGGAAAGGAGCGGCACCGGCCCCGACCCGCACUGCUCGGCUGAAACUGCCGCCUUCGCGCUGCCGGCCCGAGGCCGGAGGGCAGAAUAAGGCAAAAAUAACGGCCUACAACUUCCUCAUUUUGUUCAGUGACUAGCCAAAUCUUUAUAGUUUUUUUUUAUCAAAAAAGCAACAUAAAAACCCAAACGUAUCUUUUUAAAAAAAUACAUAUUAUUAGAUCCCAUUUUUUUUUCCCCUCUAUAAAAAUAACUUCAGUACUUUGAUUGACAGAAGGUACCAGUCGGUGGUCUGCUAUUUUGUUAGGCUUUUCGUUGGCUUAUUUGUUUGUUUCAGAAAAAUAGUACCAAAAAAAGAUGGAAUUUCUGGGGAAGCUAAAAAUGAUAACUGAGCUCGGUUACACGUUUAUUUUACAUUCUGCUCUGUCUGGGAUCACUUGGAUCUACUAUAGAUUAAACAAUAUGGAUAGCAUCUACUAUUUGAACUAGUUAAUUUUCUUUUAAUCUUUACUCUAGGAUUAUAUGAAAUAAAUUUGAACGUUUAUUAUUAUUAUUAUUAUUAUUAUUUUAACUUUUUUAAUACCCCUCAACGCAAACUUUUCCCCCCCCUCCUUCUUUUUGGUUAAAAACAAACAAAACCUCUCAUUUUCAGAUGCGUCUUUGAAAGGCAGCGGAGCAGGAGCGUCCCGCCGUCCCCCGCCGCGUGGGCGCGGGGGGCCGGGACCCCCCCAAAGCCCCUCCCGGGGCCGGGACGCGGGACGCGGGCGCAGCUAAGUGCUCUCCCGAGCGGGGCCGCGGUGGAGCGGCCGAAAAGGGGGCUCGGGGGCCACGGCGGUCGCGGCUGUCGGCACCGCCGGGAUGCAGCGCCGGGCCCCGAAUCCGGCCGGUGCCGCCGCGGGAGGGAACGGAGCAGCGGCACCGGGCAGGACCGGAGCCCCGCGCUGCUUCCAGCGGGUCGGUGCCGAAGGCGCCCCGAAACCCCCCGGGAGCCGGGCGCUGCCACCGGCCCGGCCUCUGCUCCGGUGCUCCGCCGGCCGGGAACGCCGCGCUCCCGCCGGGCUCCGGACCGCCCGCGCGCGCUUGGGAUUCAUAGUGGUUUUUCUUUUCUGCUUCUCCGGUUUUUAUUUAUUACCUUGUUCUUUUUUUUUUUUGUUUUUUUCCUUUUAAAUACAUCCAACUGUGUUAAUUCCUCAUGUCUGGAAAGGGCUAUCUGCACCAUAACUAUCACCUUUUACAUACACACACGCACACACAAAAAAAGGAAACAUAUAUUAAAAACACUUUUUAAGCAAUA